ACACAUCUUCAUGCGCCGCCGUCGCAGCAGCAGCGCCGCCUGAUAACAACUGUGUUGUGUUUUGAUGGAGAUCACAGAAGCUGGGUCCGUUUCGUCGCUUUUUUCGGGUUGUCGUGAGUCAUAAGAAAAUCUGGGUUAGCGUAGCAACAAAUCAGCAAAAUAUGCCAUCAAGUGUUGGUCACAUCUCCAGCCAGCUGGGCUGUAGGGUUAGCAUCGUGGUAGCAAUGUAGGCAACGUUAGCUGGGAGUCCUGGACAGAAAUAGCAGCCCUCAAGGAAGCGGCAGCCAGCUCCGGUGAACGGACCUGCUUUGUGUACAGAGUGAUCGGCCAGUCUGCAGCUUCUCUGGAAUGCAUCUCUCCAAGAAAUGUUCCGCCUUCAAAGUGGUGCUGAGUGCUCUGCUGAUAGUGGCACUCCUGCAGCUCAUAUACCUGUCCUUCCUGUCCAAGUUCCACGGUAAGCAGCAGCGGUACCGAUACUCUGAGCUCUUUGGAGGCUCCGGGGCCAAGAAAAAUGCACACCCAGAGAAGAACUCACGAAAGGAGCGCCUGAGGUACUCCCUGUCUACUGGUGGGAUCUUCGACAACAGUGGUCAGUACCGCGUGUACAAGAACUUGAUCAAAAGUGAUUUCACCACUAAUCAGAAGCCGGGCUCCGACCCCAGCUCCAGCAUCCUGGCUUUGGCUACACACACGACUAUCAACAACCUGCAUCACCUGGAAUCUCUCCUGGAAAGGUGGCAAAACCCUCUGUCUGUGGCCAUAUUCGCACAUGGGCAAGAUGUUAAGUUUGCCACAGCUUUGGUCUAUGCACUCAGCUUCUUCUGCCCUCAGAUCCAAGCCCUGGUGGACUUCCACUUGGUGUGUCUCUCAGGAGAGACAGCCAGUUUCCCUGAACAGGACAGAGAGCACUUUGCAGGGCUUGAGGACUGUGCCUCAGUGUUCUCCAGACUGGAGACCCACAGGGACAAAUACAAGAACUAUGCCAUCAGUGGAAACAUCUCCUACCCCAACAACCUUCUCCGUAACAUCGCCCGAGGUGGCACCGAGUCCUCCUACAUCCUGGUCAUAGACAUCGACAUGAUGCCAAGCGCUGACCUGCAUCAGCAGUUCCAGACCAUGAUCCUGAAGCAUGAGCCAGCAAGUGACGAGGUGUUUGUCCUGCCAGCUUUUGAGAUCCGCCACGCCAGGAAGAUGCCUGCUACCAAGACAGAGUUGGUUCAGCUCUACCAAGUAGGAGAAGUCCGGCCGUUCUAUGAGGAGCUGUGUCCUCGCUGUCAGGCCCCUACCAACUACUCACAGUGGGUGAACAGUCACGUUAGAGGGCCGGCCAACCUGGAAGUCGCCUACACCCUCACCUGGGUGGACCCCUGGGAGCCUUUCUACAUUGGACCCCACACCGUGCCACUCUAUGAUGAGAACUUCAAGCAAUACGGCUUCAAUCGUAUCAGCCAGGCCUGUGAGCUCCAUGUGGCCGGAUACAGGUUCUCUGUGCUGAGUACGGCCUUCUUGGUACACCGGGGCUUCAAGAUCCAGGGGGAGUUCCACGCUAGGAAAGACGAGGAGAACAAACACAACCGGGUUCUGUUUCGCAGCUUCAAAGAGGGCCUAAAAACCAAAUACCCAUCCUCUAACAGACGAUGCUGAGGAUGGGCUGAGGGCUCUUUAUCCUGUCGGUAUCAGUCUUCAGUGAAGUCAGUCUUGAGCUGAAACGAUGAACAUUUUUUCACUGUAACCCAAUUUGGCUUCCAGUCAAACUCUCCUUGCCCAACUUUCAACGUCUGCACAUAAAUGUCCUAGUUUUUCUGAGAUUUCUUGUGAUGAUGGCACAGUAGGAGUUUAAGCUAAUCCAACUCUUGGGUGCAUUUCAAUUCCCCGUGAAAAUGAGCAGCGAGGAAAUAUUCUCCAGGCUUUUCUGAGCACAUCAUGCUAGUUGGGACUGAAAUUAGAAAUGAUCACUUAAGAGUGAAAAAGUGAAUGGGAAAUCAUGAGUGUACUGUGUUUGGAUUCAAAUGCACAAUCAGAAUCCAGAUGGCAUUUGAUUUAAAUUAAUAUUAAAGCAAAUGAAGCAUUCGGGCCUAUCUUAAAAUAACUUUAAACUAGCCCAGGUACUGAAAAAGACACAAAAAUGUUGCUUUGUUCCUUAAAUCAGAUUUGCAUUGUAGCUUAUAAAGUCAUGAGCCAACAGUGUGAGAAUGAGAAAUAAGAACCGCACCAGCAUCUCAAUGGACCCAAGUACAUUUUUAAGCUGUUUAGUGUCGAGCAGCUGACUAGCUAAUUAUUUAUUCAGUCUGCAGAGUGACAUAAGCAGUGGGGAUUUGUUCGUCAUUCAGAAAGCUAAGGUGCAUCACGUAUGUGUUUGUAGAUAGGCAUGAGCAGGAAAGAUGCACUUCUUGUUUUAUACAACAGGUCGCUAUGUGGUCUCCUAAAAACAGGACAGUGAUGCUAGUUAUUUAUGUACAUAUGGUUUAAAAUGAAAUAAUCUGGUUGAUGGUAUGAAACUAUGAGAACUAAAAACCUUUGAAUGCAAAUGAAGGGGAUGGUGAAAGGAAAAGGUUGAAAUUUAUCUCCUUUGGUUGUGGAUUUUUUCUUCAAAAAUUAACAGGAUAAUUGGCUUACAGAUAUAUGUAAAUGUAGUCGGGGAAAAAACAGUCUGACUUUACAUUGUGGUAGUGUGUCCAAAAAUGUCAGGUGUAGUUACAGACAUUUUUGUCAGCUACCAAACAAGACAAAUAGUGGUGGUGAUGAUGAUAAAAGGAGAUAAAAUGAGAGCUGAGUCUGAUUUUUAGGCUUCAGACCAAGUUUUUACCAAUUGGCAAUUUUUCAGCCUAAUGGACAAAGUAUGACCCAAAACUUCAGUCCUUCUAAAUUUCAGUAAGUCAGUAACAUGUUCUGACCACCAGAUGGCAGCAGUCACUUGAGUGUUGAUGCACAAUGGCAGCACAUAUAUUAAAGCCUGUAGUGAGAGCAGCAGACAACAGGAUACACCAUCCCAGGGUUUGUUGAUGGUUGGAUGGAUGUGAAUUUACUCUGUGCCACAGCGGUCGGCACAUUUCAGAAGUUUUCCAUACCCUGUGAGUGGGUAAAUCAACAAAGCACUGUACAGAGAUGACGUACGACACUAUCUUUUUGCCUACACUGUGUAAAACUACUGUAUUCUAACACUAAGGGUCUGACACUGGCAGUCACCUCGUGAAGGAGAGUAUAUGAUGGGACAGGCAGCUACGAGCGGAAAUGUAGCACGGUUAGUGGGUACAGAGAGAAAUAUACUGCAUAAAGCGUAAACCACGAACAAAAAGCAACGUGCUAUCAAAUGGAUUGCUGUGGAAAUGCUUCACUUAACACCACUAGUAAACAAAUAGCUAAGUUUGAUCUUAGACUUUAUUCUGUAACUCUAUGGUACAUACAUACAGUAUUAAACCUUGACGACCGCUCUUACUCCUGUCUUUUUAGUGGACAUACAUACAUACAUACAUACAACAAAGUAUGCAGAAACAAAAGAUGUUAUUUGGUUACUUUUAAAUGUUAUAUAGCCAUGUAUUUGAUGAUUUUGGAGAGAUUUAAAUAUUUUUUCCUUCCUUACUUGUAGUGUUCAUGAUAUAUUUAUUGUGAAAAUGUUUUAACACAUUUUUAUUUAAUGACCCGAACAAGAAACCUGUAGCACAAUGUGUUAGAUAUGAAACAUUUUGGUUUUUGAACAACUAUUAAACACUCAUUUGAUUUUUUUGGAGUGGGUUCAGUUUUAACAGUACAGUGCAGUGCUUUAUUUCUCAUGUCUUUUCAUCUAUUGAAAAUGCAUUUCUUUUUAGUAUUUAUUUUUCCUCUGUGUUCACAAAAUAUAAUGCCUGAUUUGUCUUGAUGAAAUUUCUAAUAAACCUUGUGGACGACUUU
Molecule: messenger RNA, 3888 nt
Organism: Acanthochromis polyacanthus (spiny chromis)
Lineage: Eukaryota; Metazoa; Chordata; Actinopteri; Pomacentridae
Gene: b4gat1
Product: beta-1,4-glucuronyltransferase 1
Exons: 2
Coding region: 349-1644 (431 amino acids)
Molecular function (GO): glucuronosyltransferase activity
Source: RefSeq, a predicted model, not a curated record